CUGCGACUUGCCAUUUCGAGCGACGGCGCCCUGUUCGAGCCUACGCAGGCGUUUCUGCGCUCGUGCGGCAUUGGCGUUUCUCGAAGCAAUCCGCGCCGCUACAUUGCCGAUAUUCCCGCGCUCCCGGGCGUGACCGUUAUGUUUCAGCGCGGCGCAGACAUCACGCCGAAGGUUGAAGAGGGCAGCGCGGAUCUGGGCGUCGUGGGACUCGACCGCUAUCUCGAAAUGAGCAGCGAGGGUGCUGAUAGCGGUGUAGUGAUUGACGACCUGGACUUCGGCAGGUGCGAGUUGGUGCUAGGUGUGCCGGACUCGUGGGUGGAUGUGGUGUCGCUUGCGGACCUUGCGGACUUGUCGAUGGAGUUUCGGCAGCAGGGCAGGGACCUGCGAAUUGUCACGAAGUACCCGCGGCUCGUGGAACGGUUCCUGCUGCGAAGCGGCAUCAACCUGUUCUCGCUGGUGCAUUCGAGCGGGACGUUGGAGGCAGCGGUAGCGAUGGGCUUCGCGGACAUAAUCGCGGACGUUUCGGAGAGCGGCACGACGAUGCGCGAAAACCGCCUCAAGACGAUAAGCGGCGGUACGAUUAUUUCUUCACAGGCCUGCCUUAUCAGCAAUCAGCGGCUGUUGAGCGCGGAUUCCGCAAAGUUAGACAGGGCAAAGAGGCUUGUGGACGUGAUGGAGGGGCAUCUUCGAUCGCGCUCCUACUACAGUGUUACGGCGAAUAUGCGAGGGGAAACUCCGGAAGAUGUCGCGCGGCAGGUACUGGAGCACACAGAGAUAAGCGGGCUUCGGGGUCCGACAAUCGCGAAGGUGUACUCACAGGACGGCGUGGGAUGGUACGCCGCGACGGUCAUUAUCAGGAAGCGCAACCUAGCGGACGCCGUGGACAGGCUGCGGCAGGCGGGCGGAACGAGCGUAACGGUCUCUGACCUGAAUUACGUGUUCAAUUCCAACUGUGAGGCGCAGGACAGGCUGACGGGGGGUUAG
Geodia barretti is the source of this 984-nucleotide messenger RNA. NCBI's taxonomy places the organism in Eukaryota, Metazoa, Porifera, Demospongiae, Tetractinellida, Geodiidae. The record is from the annotation of a GenBank genome assembly.